UAUAUUUAUUAUUUAACAAGUCUCAAGUCAGUAUGAUAAGAUAAACCGAUUUGUAACCAGCGUAUCUUGUUGGAUAUGAGUUAUAACUGUUUAAUAGCUACUCUUAAACGUACUUACCAAUUUAUAUUUUUAUGUUAAUAUGAUAUUUAAUUAUCACUACAUUGAUUAAGAUUAAGUCGUGACGGUGUAAUUAAAUGGUCAAAAAUGUACCAUAACUAUGAAUAUCAAUACGCUGCGAUACAAAAUAGGGAAAAUGGUGGCAGUAAAAUGCAUGGAUCCUGCAGAGUUGUUACAUUUUGUCUUCUGACUACAAUUUUGCCUACAAUCCUUAUAAUCAUUCCACUUUAUUUAAGAAAUAUGAGAUAUGCUGAUGUUAUGUAUAAGAUAUCAGAUUCGGAUGUCAUCCAGAUUCACAAAGGACAAUCAUCAGUGUUUUGUAAAACACAUUCCUUAAAAAUGAACACCACAUUUAAUGCAUUCCAAAUGACUGGGAAACCUGCCCUGUCCUUAGAAAACAUGAAACACAUAAGACUUAAGAAAUCGUUGACUCUUCCUGAUGACACUCUGGAGUACUGGGGCUUUUACCUCUUCAAAGGAGCUUCCGUUCAACUUGAAGCAUGCUCCAGGUACGAGGGAUCUAAAAUAUUAGUUGUGAAAGGUGAUAAUAUACUAAAUACAUGCGGUAUUUUAGAAGGCAACAAAUACAAGAAAGAUGCUCCUCACAUUGACAAUCAGGAGCAUGUGAUAGUCACCCUAGCAAAUCCUGGUGAAAAAAAGGAUCUCCCAAAAGAUUCUGUGUCAGUAAAAAAUAACUUGAAGCAAAGCAACCAGGAGAAAGAAAACAAAGCAAUAAAAAAUAUAAAUAAGACUGAUAGUGUUCAAGGUAAUCUGGAACAUGAUAACGUGACAAUGUUAAAUAGUUUACGAUUGAAAAGGAAUACAAAUCCAGUUCAUCAGCCCAAAACUGUCCUUGAUGCUGGAAUCCAUCAUGGUGGAAAUGCAUUCAACAGCACAGAUGGCCAGCAAGAUAAGUCGGUUUCUAGCUUUGAAAUUAGUUUACACGAGUGUUAUGAUAAUAACAUUAUUAUCAACCGUGAACUGCCAUACCAAGCUGUUUGUAACAGUACAAAAUACUUUGGAAAAGCUACUACUUUAAAAGUUACCCAUGAUAUAUUAUUAGAUGGAUAUUAUUAUUAUAUAUUCUAUAGUGACAAUGACUUUGUCAAAAAUAAUAUUCAUGUAAUUUUUGAUAUUUAUAAACCCACUUUUCUGUACACUAACAUGUCAGAAUCAAAGGUAUGUAUUAAUAAAACAGAGUGUAUAUUUGACAUAGGAUUUUUUAGUGAUGAACUAGUAAUUGUAGAAGUACCUACAAAAGAUGGAUUAUCUUAUGAUGAUGAUUCAUCUAUUUUGACUUCAGUUUGUCACCCAAGAAUGUCUGUAUAUAUUUUUUUCCCAGUGACUGUCCUUAUGUUGAUAAUUUUAUUUGCAUUUUUAUGAUACAUAUUUUUAGUUAUAGCAUACUAUCUCGUAGUGAAAACGAACAUUUCCAAAAAUGUGAUAUUAUUGUAUUAGUUGUUAACUUUACUUAUACUAAGUUUAGUUGUGAUGUGCUUGCACUCAUAGUAAUUUGAUCUGU
Cydia amplana is the source of this 1639-nucleotide messenger RNA. RefSeq lists its product as uncharacterized. The coding region runs from base 205 to 1500 and encodes 431 amino acids. Lineage: Eukaryota; Metazoa; Arthropoda; Insecta; Lepidoptera; Tortricidae. The record is from RefSeq and is a predicted model, not a curated record. The transcript has 2 exons.